GCGAUCGGUCGUAAGUGGGUGUGUUCGUCUUAUCGCGGAUAAAAACUUAUUUCAGUUAAUAUAAUUAAUUGCAAGUUAAACGCCAAGAUAUUAAAUAAUUAAUUCAUUAGCUUUAAUUGAUAUAUGUAUGAUAAAGCCUAAAAUAUGUUGAAAGUUUUGUGGAGAACGCAGCGAAUCUGUGGAAAUAUACUUUCUAUAGCAUUUUUAUUCUUGCUCAUGGAGUCUGUGUAUGGAUAUGGUUUCGGCAGAUGUCCCAAAUAUCCUUCAAUGCCGAAGUUUAAUAUGAGUCGGGUACUUGGACAAUGGUAUGAAGUGGAACGAUCAUUCUACUUGCCAGAAAUAGCCUCCGGCUGUACAACAUUGGAGUUUCAACCACAAAAACAGGAAGAACUUUCUAAAUAUAAUAAUUUCAAAUUGGAAGUUGCUAUCAAAACCAUCAAUCGAUUAACUGGAAACCCAUCCAUUAAUCUCGGAUAUGCAACACCAGAAAGCCGAAAAUCAUCUAUAAUGGAUUUUAAGUUUAAUACACGUUUUCCUGAUGUAAUUGCACGACUUUUACCUGGUUCCGGAAAGUAUCAAGUACUUUAUACGGACUAUGAUAAUUUUGCUAUAUUGUGGUCUUGUGGCAGUCUAGGAUCACUCGGUUAUUCCGACCAAAUGUGGGUGUUUGGUCGUGAACGUGAUUUUCCCGUUGAGGUGCGUACCAAAAUAUAUGAUACACUGAAAAAGUUAAGUCUGGAUCCGGAGAGACUAGUAUUAAGUAAAAAUAAGGAAUGUCCGAAGACCUUAUAAUAACUGGACCACAACGAAAACGAGCAUUUUUACAUAUAUAAGUUUUAUAUUUUUAGAAGAAUUUUAUAUUUUAAGAAAUGUCAUAUCA
Messenger RNA from Teleopsis dalmanni, 880 nucleotides. Its product is annotated as apolipoprotein D. The transcript is spliced from 5 exons. Bases 145 to 792 code for a protein of 215 amino acids. NCBI's taxonomy places the organism in Eukaryota, Metazoa, Arthropoda, Insecta, Diptera, Diopsidae. The record is from RefSeq and is a predicted model, not a curated record.